Hordeum vulgare subsp. vulgare (domesticated barley) is the source of this 3079-nucleotide messenger RNA. RefSeq names its product RNA cytosine C(5)-methyltransferase NSUN2. The coding region runs from base 140 to 2764 and encodes 874 amino acids. Lineage: Eukaryota; Viridiplantae; Streptophyta; Magnoliopsida; Poales; Poaceae. The transcript is spliced from 15 exons. Gene Ontology annotation, molecular function: tRNA (cytidine-N5)-methyltransferase activity; RNA binding. Gene Ontology annotation, biological process: RNA methylation. The record is from RefSeq and is a predicted model, not a curated record.
UCCGUCGCCGCCACUCCCUAAACAUCACCAACAAACCUGCAGGCGCUCCAACUCCUGCCACCGCCACCGCCACCGCCAACUCCCUCCGCGCCGCCUCUGACGGGUCGCCGCAGCUGCGGAGCGCGCGCUAGAGGGAGAGAUGGGGGGCGGCAGGAAGCGCGGGCGCUCGCAGCGUCGUCACUUCAAGCAGGAGCGCGAGAACGUCUGGAAGGACAACCCCAGGCGCCCUCCCGCCUCCGCCGGCGAAGGAGGCGAGGGCAACGGCUGGCAGCCCUUCGCCACGGAGAACCUGGCCUUCGAGGCUUACUACAAGGGGCAGCAAAUUGUUCCUGAGGAAGAGUGGGAUGCCUUCAUGAGCAUGCUCCGGAAGCCAUUGCCAGCCGCUUUUAGGAUUAAUGCGAGCUGUCAGUUUUUUAAAGACAUUUGUUCACAAUUAGAAAAUGACUUCAGGAAGUCGUUAGAGACUGAGGUCAGUGAUGACCAUGAAAAAGAGGCUAUUCGGCCUUUGCCUUGGUACCCUGGCAAUCUUGCAUGGCAUUUGAACUUUUCUCGGAUGCAACUGAGGAGAAACCAGGCACUUGAGAGUUUCCAUGAAUUCUUGAAGCAAGAGAAUGAAGUUGGUAAUAUUACCAGGCAGGAGGCUGUCAGCAUGGUCCCACCUUUGUUUCUGAACGUGCAACCUGACCAUCAUAUUCUUGACAUGUGUGCCGCUCCAGGGUCUAAAACUUUCCAGUUACUUGAGAUGAUCCACCAGUCAACAAAGCCUGGAGUGCUUCCAACUGCCAUGGUGGUAGCUAAUGAUGUCGAUGUGCAAAGAUGUAACCUUCUUAUUCAUCAGACGAAGAGAAUGUGCACAGCCAACCUGGUAGUGACAAAUCAUGAAGCACAAAAUUUUCCUGGCUGUAGUGUUGCAAAGUUCUGUCCAGAAGCAUGCGUAGACGAGUCCAAGCUGCAGAGGUUGGAAUUUGAUCGUAUACUGUGUGAUGUGCCCUGUAGUGGUGAUGGAACUGUCCGUAAGGCUCCUGAUAUGUGGAGAACAUGGAAUAUUGGCAUGGGUAAUGGACUUCAUCGUCUCCAAGUGGAAAUAGCUAUGCGUGGCAUUGCAUUGCUUAAAGUGGGCGGAAGGAUGGUCUACUCAACAUGCUCAAUGAAUCCUGUUGAAAAUGAAGCUGUUGUUGGUGAGAUUCUGCGGAGAUGUGGGGAUUCUGUUGAACUCCUUGAUGUUUCUAAUGAGCUACCUGAAUUGAUCCGCCGUCCUGGACUUAGGACCUGGAAGGUACGGGAUAGAGCGUCUUGGUUGGGCAGUCAUAAAGAUGUACUUCACUACAGGAAGAAUGUGAUAUUGCCAAGUAUGUUCCCCUCGGGUAAAGGUAGCAUGGAUAGCUGUACGGCGGGUGGCAGUGUUGAGGUCAGCAUAGAUGCAGUUGAUGCAGAUAUGAAUGAGUCAGGGGAUAUGGUAGAGGGAAAACAAGAAACGAAAAUAGCAAUUGAUGACAGCAAGAACGGCGACAAUGCCAAUACUGAAGAGAUAAAACAAGGUGAAUCUGAGUCUGUUAAACUUUCAAGGGGCUCAGAUGAGAAAACAGAUUCAGCCUCCAUUGUUACAGAGCAUUCAAAUUUACCGCUACAUCGUUGCAUGAGAAUUAUUCCUCAUGACCAAAACAGUGGAGCAUUUUUUAUAGCAGUCCUUCAGAAACUCUCUCCGCUGAAUGAGAGUCAGGUGGUAGAAGCGAUGAAAGGUGAGCGCAGUACCUCGAAAGACAAGACUUUAAAAUGUUCUAAUGGUCAGGGGUCAGAUAAGGUGCCGGCUGAAGAAAUUUCAGUUCAGCAGCCAGGGGUUGAUGACAGCCAUGAUCUCGUUGAGCAACAAAACAGAGACAUGGAUACUGAAAUUUCAAAAGAUAAAAGCUCUGAGGAAGCUAAGGUGAUUGCUAGUGAGGUGCAAAAUGAUCAAGCGACAAGGAGGGAUAAGAGAAAGACCCAGAACCAAGGCAGAUGGAGAGGGGUUGAUCCUGUGAUAUUUUUCAAAGACGAAGCGACAAUCAGAAGCAUAAUAUCCUACUAUGGCAUCAAGGAUUCUUUUACCCUUGAAGGCCAUCUUGUGACUAGGAACCCUGAUACUAAUCAUGUUAAAAGAAUAUACUAUGUCUCAAAAUCAGUUAAAGAAGUUUUGGACCUCAAUGUGAAAGUUGGCGAGCGGCUGAAAAUCACCUCACUUGGCUUAAAGAUAUUUGAAAGGCAGUCGUCAAAGGAGGGUUCGCCAUGCACAUUUAGGUUGUCAUCCGAGGGAUUGCCUCUGCUGCUUCCUUACAUCACCAAACAGAUUCUAUAUGCAUCUGCAAUAGACUUUCAGCACCUCUUACAGUACAGAAUCAUUAAAUUCCCUGAUUUUGUGGAUGCAAAAUUCGGUGAGCAAGCUGCAGCUUUGCUACAAGGUUGCUGCAUCGUAAUAUUACGUGAAGGGCAUGAGGAUCUAGAGUCCAUAGGCAUGGAUCCCUCUGCAAUUGCCAUUGUUUGUUGGAAAGGAAAGACCAAUCUGUGCGUCAUGGUCACUCCCAUGGAUGGGAGGGAGCUGCUUGAAAGGAUCUCAUUUCGUUUCGGGCUCAAAAUCCCAAAAAUCGACGAUGGGAAGCCCGACCUGAAGAGUGAUGAUGGAUCAGACGAGCAGCCUGAUGGUGGCGCCGAGACGGUUGAUCCAGAAUGCGUGCCUGAGAGCAAAGCACCAGAAGACAUGGAUAUCACAGACGUCAAGGACGCUGAGUAGCUCGGUUUGACACCAUGCGAGGAAGCAUGUCAUGUCUGGUUAUGAUGAUGCAUCAGAGCCCCGCUACCUGGCUUACGAGUUGAUGGUUGCUAUAGUGGGAGAGUUGUUGCCAUUCCUUGGUUCUUCCUGUAGUAAUUCUAUCCUAUUCCUUUGCCAUGAAAACCACACCGCAUACAUGGUGCCAGACUGCUAGCUGCUGCUCCCGUGUAACGUACUAUCAGUUUGUUUUUGGUGUGAUGUUGGCACACGACUGUCGAACGGAACUGGGAACAUGAAUGCGGAGAAUUCUAAUUUGUUUUGAGAUAUUUUGAUUGA